Molecule: messenger RNA, 9149 nt
Organism: Coregonus sp. 'balchen'
Lineage: Eukaryota; Metazoa; Chordata; Actinopteri; Salmoniformes; Salmonidae
Source: the annotation of a GenBank genome assembly
AUGAAACUAGUUAGCCCAGUCCUGGGUAAGUUAGUUAGCUAAGUACCUUGCUAACUAACACAACCCAUUCAGUCAAGCUAGUAGCUAGCGAACGUUGUGAUUUCUUUCUCCAGGUACAUAUGGAACUGUUUUCAAAGCAAAACACAGAGAAACGCAUGAAAUCGUGGCUUUGAAAAGAGUGAGAUUGGAUGACGACGAUGAGGUAGGAAUUUUUUUGAGACUACAAAUAAAGGUACUUUAGGUUGCUGUCCAACUGGUUAGCAUAUUUUUUGACGGCUCAAUUUGGUUGCUGCUGUAUGCUGGGGCGUAUUCAUUACGCAGAUAUGUUGCAAAACGUUUCACACACACACACUGCAUCAAGCCAGAAGAGAGCUCCCACUGCAGGUAAACACCAGCAUCAAACCUUGGCACACCACUACAGGUGGGAUAUGUUCACUGGUCUGUUUGAUAGGACUCGAGUUUUCAAAUGACACCAGUUUAUGACUGCUAGUGAUUUUACAGUGACAGUUGGAGGGAUGCACAGGUGCCAGGGAGGGACCUACCUGAAAUUAGGACCUACCUAAAACUCUUGUUUUAGUAACUGUUUGGCUAAUGAUUACAACCCUUGUUUCUUGUAGGGGGUCCCAAGUUCUGCCCUGCGAGAAAUUUGCCUCUUGAAAGAACUGAAGCAUAAAAACAUUGUGAGGUAGGUCUGAAGUGAAAUUAGUCAAAUUCUGAAAAUACAUAGCUAACUACAUUAUUUUUGCCAUAGCAUAGUUAGACCUGACUCAGUAAGUAAGUAGUAGUAAGUUACUUUUCAAGAGUGUUAUAAUUAGCAUUAGAUUAAAUAUCUAGCUAUGCAAAGAGUUUAAUUGACAAUUAAUUUUGCUUUCCCUAGGUUGCAUGAUGUUCUGCACAGUGACAAGAAGUUAACAUUGGUAUUUGAAUUUUGUGAUCAAGUAAGUGUUGCGCUGUUGCCAGAUGUAUGCCGAUUACGUUCUUGUAUAAAGAGGAGUUUGUAGUUGCUACAGUUAUGACAAUUUACCAGUAGACUUGACUGACCAUUUAAAGUAGAUGUGACCGCAAGUUCAACUGUAAGGGUUUUCUACCUUUCAUGUGUUUGAUAUGAUGUGAAGAAAUGUAAUGUUACUGGCGUAGGGCUGAUUGAACUUGUGACUUUUACAACCACAGGAUCUAAAGAAAUAUUUCGACAGCUGCAAUGGAGACCUAGAUCCAGAAACUGUCAAGGUGAGUCAUUGCGAUUAGGGCUGGCACAAUUAUCAUGUAACUGACAAUUAUGGACAAUAACGUAAACUAAAACAAUUAUCAUCAUAAUCGUCUUAAUACUAUAUAUUAAAGUAGAUAUAAUAAUAAUAAUAAUAUGCCAUUUAGCAGACGCUUUUAUCCAAAGCGACUUACAGUCGUCAUUUACUGAACACAGUUUUUCAUUUUUACAUCAAUUGGGUAAAGUUGCAGAACGGUUAAACCAUUCGUGUUUUUAAAUAGAGAUGUUAUCCAAGCUGUGUUGUAGAUACUUUUCUAAGAUGCAUUAUGAUCCAUGACAAGCUCAAAAUACUUUUCUACAAAAAUGACAGUUGUGACAAUAACCAUGUCCAUUUGUAUGACAAUGAAUUGUUACCCCAAAUUCCAUAAUCGUCACGGCCCUAAUUGAUAUUCAAAUAAGGAGCAGAAUAUGGCUCUAAUGAUGUCCCAUCAGUAGAACUCAGUCCCUCAAGGAUUUUGCGCUGUUUUAUUUUUUGGGGUGAUAUUUUUAUAUAUUAGCAGGUUGUUUUUUUUGCUUGGCAAUAUGCAAUUAUUUUGUAAAUUUUGUCACAAAUGCACUGACGAGGGAAAAAGUUUGUUGACGUGUGGCUUGAUUGAACCAUAUUAUGUGCUAAAUGUGCAGUGAUUGGUUGAAAUUGCUAACCCUCUUUUAGUUUUGCGGUGAUUGGUCAGUUUUAUACGAUAAUAUUGUGAUGAUUUGACUGUUUUAAUGAUGUGAUUUGUCCAAUUUGCAAGCCCUCGCAUAAUAUGCAGGGGAUUGUUGACUUUGCCAAAAAAAAUUGCAGUCGCAAAAUUAUGGUAUAACUCCAAAGAAAACCUCCAAUGACUAUCUCAUUGAUAGUGAGAAUACUGUAGUAUUACUGCCUUGUCUUUCUGUAUCUCUGUGCUUAACUCAGUCUUCCCCUCCUUUCUGUAUGUGCAGUCGUUCAUGUACCAGCUGUUGAAGGGGCUUGCCUUCUGCCACAGUCGGAAUGUUCUCCAUAGAGACCUGAAACCACAGAACCUCCUCAUCAACAGGGUAAGUCAGUGGAAUGUUGACUGUUUAAGUUCUAGUUCUAGAAAGUCAGAGUACACAUUGUGCUGUAUACUGUAUACAGUGAGGGGAAAAAAGUAUUUGAUCCCCUGCUGAUUUUGUACGUUUGCCUACUGACAAAAACAUGAUCAGUCUAUAAUUUUAAUGGUAGGUUUAUCUGAACAUUGUGAGACAGAAUAACAACAACAAAAAAUCCAGAAAAACGCAUGUCAAAAUGUUAUAAAUUGAUUUGCAUUUUAAUGAGGGAAAUAAGUAUUUGACCCCUCUGCAAAACAUGACUUAGUACUUGGUGGCAAACCCUUGUUGGCAAUCACAGAGGUCAGACGUUUCUUGUAGUUGGCCACCAGGUUUGCACACAUCUCAGGAGGGAUUUUGUCCCACUCCUCUUUGCAGAUCUUCUCCAAGUCUUUAAGGUUUCGAGGCUGACGUUUGAGAACUCGAACCUUCAGCUCCCUCCACAGAUUUUCUAUGGGAUUAAGGUCUGGAGACCGGCUAGGCCACUCCAGGACCUUAAUGUGCUUCUUCUUGAGCCACUCCUUUGUUGCCUUGGCCGUGUGUUUUGGGUCAUUGUCAUGCUGGAAUACCCAUCCACGACCCAUUUUCAAUGCCCUGGCUGAGGGAAGGAGGAUCUCACCCAAGAUUUGACGGUACAUGGCCCCGUCCAUCGUCCCUUUGAUGCGGUGAAGUUGUCCUAUCCCCGUAGCAGAAAAACACCCCCAAAGCAUAAUGUUUCCACCUCCAUGUUUGACGGUGGGGAUGGUGUUCUUGGGGUCAUAGGCAGCAUUCCUCCUCCUCCAAACAAGGUGAGUUGAGUUGAUGCCAAAGAGCUCGAUUUUGGUAUAAUCUGACCACAACACUUUCACCCAGUUCUCCUCUGAAUCAUUCAGAUGUUCAUUGGGAAACUUCAGACGGGCCUGCAUAUGUGCUUUCUUGAGCAGGGGGACCUUGCGGGCACUGCAGGAUUUCAGUCCUUCGCGGCGUAGUGUGUUACCAAUUGUUUUCUUGGUGACUAUGGUCCCAGCUGCCUUGAGAUCAUUGACAAGAUCCUCCCGUGUAGUUAUGGGCUGAUUCCUCACCAUUCUCAUGAUCAUUGCAACUCCACAUGGUGAGAUCUUGCAUGGAGCCCCAGGCCGAGGAAGAUUGACAGGUCUUUUGUGUUUCUUCCAUUUGCGAAUAAUCGCACCAACUGUUGAAACCUUCUCACCAAGCUGCUUGGCGAUGGUCUUGUAGCCCAUUCCAGCCUUGUGUAGGUCUACAAUCUUGUCCCUGACAUCCUUGGAGAGCUCUUUGGUCUUGGCCAUGGUGGAGAGUUUGGAAUCUGAUUGAUUGAUUGCGUCUGUGGACUGGUGUCUUUUAUACAGGUAACAAACUGAGAUUAGGAGCACUCCCUUUACGAAUGUGCUCCUAAUCUCAGCUCGGUACCUGUAUAAAAGACACCUGGGAGCCAGAAAUCUUUCUGAUUGAGAGGGGGUCAAAUACUUAUUUCCCUCAUUAAAAUGCAAAUCAAUUUAUAACAUUUUUGACAUGCGUUUUUCUUGGAUUUUUUUGUUGUUAUUCUGUCUCUCACUGUUCAAAUAAACCUACCAUUAAAAUUAUAGACUGAUCAUUUCUUUGUCAGUGGGCAAACGUACAAAAUCAGCAGGGGAUCAAAUACUUUUUUCCCUCACUGUAUCUGUCUUAGCUGAAACAGAAAUACUGUUGCUUAGUUAGUGAGAAAAUUAUUUCCCUUUACAUAGCCUACAAUGUGGUAUGGUUUGCUUAAUUUAGAAUGGGGAAUUGAAGCUGGCUGACUUUGGCUUGGCUCGAGCCUUUGGAAUCCCAGUGAGAUGUUACUCAGCAGAGGUGGGAUAUUAAUUACAUGUUUAUAUGCAAUUACGUGAUUAAUUGGGAUACUGGCAAACAAUUACUGGUCUCAAGCUUCUCUCUCUCUGUAGGUUGUGACGUUGUGGUAUAGGCCCCCAGAUGUGCUCUUUGGUGCUAAGCUUUAUUCUACCUCCAUUGACAUGUGGUCUGCUGGAUGCAUAUUUGCAGGUAUGUGUAACAUCAAGGUCAAAAUUGCACUGCAAAUUCAAGGUGUUCACUCUAAACCUGUGUUAUAAUGCUCAAAUAAUUUGGGGCCUCUGCAGACCUGCCAACCUGCACACGUUGCUGUGUACCAAGCACAUAAUUUGAAGUCAAAGUACGCUGGUACGAAAAAACGACCCUAACAUACACAAAAAUAGGCAUCUAGUUGGCACAUUGUGCUUUUUGACUCAGCCUUCUGAAGUUGGAGCAGAGACAAUUAGAGGACAGGCGAGGAGAAAAAACGGAGAGGAAGAGGUGAAUACAAUCUUUGGAAAGAAUCUCUAGCCCUCGGCUCCGGCGGCCGCUGUAGUCGUAGUGCUAUUUUCCUCCCUGGAGCUGGAUGGCUUCUCUCCACUUCGCGUUGAUACCACUGAUGUAUGAGGAAAAGGGUAUGAAAAAUUGUGAAGUUGAACAAACUGUUUGCCAAAUACAUUGACUAACAAAUUGUAUGAGUUAGGCAAGCUCAUAACCAAUAUUAUUUCGUAGUUGGCGCUUUAACUAAGGCGUCAUUAUAACGAAGGUAUUUAGCUACAACAUUUAGUCAACUAAGCGAGAACACUUUCUUGCCCGCACAGGCUUUGAUCUCCGCAACGGUAGUAGGCGCGAGCGCAUUGACUAGCAAGGAAACGUGCUGUGUUGCGUAGAUGGAAACAGACAUGACAGAGAGAGCUGUUCCGCUAAUACCAUCCUUCACAGGUUAUGUUAGACUGUUAAAGAUUAGUAGGCCUAUGUUAAUGAAUAAGUUCUUAAUUGACCUUUGAUAUAGCUGUAUGUCAACAAUAGGCUGCUAAUGAUGUGAUAAUAGCCCAUCAGUUCACCGAUGACAAGGCAUGUUGAAUGAAUGGUAGUAGUCAGACCUAACUUGAUGGAUUGGGUAAGGGAUGGAGAUCUGAAACAAGCUCAUAUAGGCCUAGUUCAUUUGUUUCAUAUUCCAAAUAGCCUACAGUAAGCCAGACUACUACAUUGCAUCCAGUAAUUGUGGGCCUCUGUAGCUCAAUUGUAGCUCAAUUGGUAGAGCACGGCGCUUGUAAUGCCAGGGUAGUGGGUUCGAUCCCCGGGACCACCCAUACGUAAAAAUGUAUGCACACAUGACUGUAAGUCGCUUUGGAUAAAAGCGUCUGCUAAAUGGCAUAUUAUUAGUAAUUGAAUUAAUUUAGAAAUAUUUCCGAAAACAAAAUUAAAGACACUUUACGUUUUCACAAGACUAUCCACAUAAAUACACCUAUUAAUUAGAAUAAUCAUUAUCCCUAAAUUUAACCUAGAAAAAAUGUGAGUGUCAUUGAGACCACCUCAAUUUCAUUUAGGAUCAAAUACCUAGACCAGUGUUUCCAAACUUCAGUCCUCCUGUACCCCCAACAGCACACAUUUUUGUUGUAGCCCCGGACAAACUCACCAGAUUCAACUAAUUGAGGGAAGGAUGAUUAGUUGACAUGUUGAAUCAGGUGUGCUUGUCCAGGGCUAAAAUUAAAAUGUGUACUGUUGGGGGUACUCAAGGAAUGGAGUUGGGAAAUACAACUUCACUAAACAACUGUGUUGGCUACAUUGUUUUAUAUAAUUUAAGACUCUCGGUUUCAGGAAAUGGCAGUUACAGGUUUUUCAAAGUGCUCUUAACUUCCACUGACAUUAACUUUUCUAGUGAGCUACUGAAGACCAGCCAAUUACCAAGUACCCAUAACAGUCUAUAGCCGGGCUCUCCAACCCUGUUCCUGGAGAGCUACCCUCCUGUAGGUUUUCGUUUCAACCCCAGUUGUAACUAACCUGAUUCAGUUUAUCAACCAGCUAAUUAUUAGAAUCAGGAGCGCUAGAUUAGGGUUAGAGCGAAAACCUACAGAACGGUAGCUCUCCGGGAACAGGGUUGGAGAGCCCUGGUCUAUAGCCUACCAUUCCUACUGAGACGGGUGCAUUUGCCUAUGAUUUGAGCUGUGGGGGUGUCGCACGCGCGCUGCCAUGGGUUCUGUGGCUGGUGGUGCCAACGCCGCGCUGAAGUGGUACUCAUAAAAAUGAUUCAAGGUUGGCAGGUCUGCCUCUGCCUUUUUAAAAUCUUCUGUAACUUUGAUCAAUUUGAUAAUUUUAGAGUUGGCAAAUGCUGGAAGGCCCCUGUUCCCGGGUAAUGACGUUGACGACCAGCUGAAGAGGAUCUUCAGAUAUCCUUUCAGAGAUGUUUAAGAUAGUUACCCACCAAGUUCAGUACACUGUCCAUUUGUUGUGUGGUAUGUAGAAACUAAACACAGGAACUGAAGUUGGUGCACUUUGAAUCUAUUCUAAUGACUAAACUUGACGAGUCCUAUUUAGUGGUGAAAGUCGUUCCUUAAUGCUGUUGUGGCACAUUGUUGGGUACACCAACUGAAGAACAGUGGCAAACAAUGACAAAGCUCCCAGACUACAAGGUAGUCUAACCCACUCAUUUUUUGUAAAUUACAGUUGAUCAUAUAGAAAUUCAUGUUUUCUACUGCCUGUCAGAAACAUUUGAAUAUAUGAUUUACAAGGUAUGAGAUUAAUGGCAGUUUCCAGAUCACAGAUUCAUCUCUAAUAGAAGGAACUCAUAUUUUCUGUGCUGCUAUCUGUUUGCAUCCGUUACCCCUGUCGUUCUUUUUGCCUACAGCCGUACCCCAUGUAUCCAGCCACGACCUCACUGGUGAAUGUUGUCCCCAAACUCAGUAGCCCAGGACGAGAUCUGCUGCAGGUUAGUAUUGCCCCCCAAAUGACCAGUAUAUUGGCCAUAUAUCACAAACCCGAGAGGAGCCUUAUUGCUAUUAUAAACUGGUUGCCAACGUAAUUAGAGCAAUAAAACUAAACGUUUUGUCAUACCCGUGGUAUACGGUCUGAUAUACCAUGGCUUUCAGCCAAUCAGAAUGCAGGGCUCAAACCACCCAGUUUAUAAUAUUCAGUAUACAAUGUAUUAUCAUGCUAUACCAUCCCAUGAUGUUAACAUCAAUUUACAAUCCAAUGUCCUUCACUCUUCUAUUGUAUAGCUCUGAAUUCAUAUGUUUGCACAAAUACAUAUGUGCAAACCCACACAAGUGGCGUUAAAACAAAAUGCAUGUGUCUAGAGUUUUGUGUGGUGUGUAACUGGCAGACCGCUUAGCUGGGAAUAUAAAGUUACCACCAGGUGGAGCUAGUGCAAGGCUUUUCCCAAACGUCACUUGAAUCAAAGACCGUACAGUAUGAAGAUACUAGGCUAAAACUGCUUCUCCAAUAGAAAUCCCUGAUCACACUUGUUGGAGAUGUCAUGGCGACAUUGGCUAACAAAGCUCAUGUGUAGAAACACGUCAAAAGGUCUUAAAGGUCGGCGCUCUUUUUUCCUCUUUUAGAAUCUUUUGAAGUGUAAUCCUGUCCAGAGGAUCUCUGCAGAGGAGGCAUUGCAGCACCCCUACUUUGCUGAUUUCUGCCCACCGUAGAUGAGAUGCCAAAACACACGUCACUCAACAAAACCUCAGCCAUCGGAAUCAAUCCUCUUUCACUCCAUCUUUUCAACAGGACCUGUUUAUCCUGACUCCCUGCAAGACUCAUCUUCCAGCAGCACCUGUUUUAACUAAGAGACUUCCCUUCAGAAUAUCCUGUUGUGCCUCCUAAUGGAAUUAAGUCCUUGUGGGCUCUGCAAGAUUUUAGAUCCUGUUAGCAAGCCUGUUUGUCUUCUCAUUGUCUGUUAAGCACAGUAAGCGCACUGACAUGGAAACAUAACAUGUAGCAAUGAACAAUUCUGGACCCGGAGAAACAGUGAAUCCUUCUGAGCCAAUAGUUGCACAGCAGAUUAAGCAGUUUGAACAAUUGAAUUAGUGUGCUGCAUAAUGUACUGGCAAAACUGUAGUUAUUUGGAUACAUUCCUCAAAUAGUGUUAAUGUACCACUGCUGGUAACUUGUCAAUAUUGCAUUAAUAGGUUAUGAUAAGAUUGGAGACAGACAGACUUGCAUGUCUUCCUUGUCCUUCAUCAUAGUCUUAACCAUUUUCCACUUUAAAAGGAGAUUGUAAAAGAGGGGGAGGUUUAUUUAUAUUUGUCAGUUCUCAGGCUUUCUUUUUAGCUUUUAGUAUUUGAUUUUUUUUGUGCACUUUUGGUAAAUGGCAUUUCCUUUUUUAAUAAUUUAGAUCUCAUCCGCUCUAUCAAGUAAAGUUGAACACAAAGUUGGGGUAUUGUCGAAGUUGGGGUCAAUAGAUAUGUAUUAUGAACAGUGGACCAUACGUACUUGAGUAAUUUGCUUUUAUUUUAGUUUCAUUUUGUAACUUUCUACCAUCUUUUAUCAUUGACCUGAUGUCUUAUAGCUUAAUGAAAGUGAAGUGAGAGCGGAGGAAAUCCAUUGAUACCUGUAUUACCACAUUACGAUUGUUUUGCACCACUGACUUUAGCUGUGUUCACUCUGAUGGGUAACUUAAUUUUGGCAAAGAACUAGUACGUUUUGCAGUGUUAUUUUACUCCAGAUAGUCGCUACUUAUCCCACAAAAGCCAACGUUUAACUCAUCUUUGAGGUUGCUGUCAGCUACCAAAACAUUGGUUUUGAUCAAUAGGGAAAAUAUUUAUUUUGAUAUAAGAGAAAGAAUUAAUAGAAUGCAUGUAUUUAUUGAUAAUUGAAUGUCUGCUUAUGUGUGCAUUUAGUAUUUUUAUUUACACAACGCAUUACUUUUCAUGAGUUGCAAUGUUCUCCUUAUUAAAAUAAUGUAAUGUGUGACAGUUAGAUCCAUGGCAAUUUUACGGCUCUGUAUAGUAUGCGUUAUACUUUGGCGGUGUGUAUGUUUGCAUCCGAGUUGAGAUAGAACAGUUGGGACAUCACAAGAUUCCAUUAUCACAUGUAAAGA